AUGCUGGCACGGCCUGUCGGGCGGGCCCCUCACAGCGGGCGUGUGGCGCAGCCGGAGACGGCGGCGGCCGCAGCUGCCGGGGGCAACAAGACGGGCUGUCGAAGUGCGGCAAUAUCCCGCUCCAAGGUGGAGGCGCCAGAAAGUCGCGAGCGGCGUCCGGCACUCGUGUGCGCCAACGUGCGGCGGGGAGAAGUCGCGCGUGCGCGUGUCGCCCUGACUUCCGCAACCAUCGCACCUGGGACAGAAGAAACAUUUGCCGCGCUGUCCGAUCCGGCGCGCCGCCCGCCAGAGGCUCUGUACGACGUGCCUGCCGCCCUCCUCAACUUCCAACCGGAUGCACUGGCCGUGCUCACCGACGCCGCCGUCGCUCAAGCUUUGCGGACCGCCAGGCGAGGCACCACUGCUGGGCUGUCGGGAGCCACGACGUGUGAGCACUACAAGCUGUUGCUCCGCGACGCCGAGGCGCUCGAGCUGUUCACUGCUGCGACCCGGAAAGCAGCGUCUUUGUGUCCUUGCCUGCGAAGCUGGGGGGUGGUCACCCAACUCGUGCGACUUCGAGCCCAGCGCGCUCCUGCCACCAUGCGCUCUGCAGCCAGGCAGGGCUGGCUGCGCCGCUGGUGGGGCUUGUUGAGUGUGGCUUUGCAAAGCACGCUUGCUGCCACGCUGCUCGGAGCGCCGUACAUCGCUGGCGCCCUGCCUGGCGCGCAGCACCCGCCACUCGAGGACGUGCUGCACGAUGCCCAGCCCCAGCCGCCUCGGCCCGUAGCGCGCAGGUUGCAGGGGGACUUGGACUUGCGAGCGCCGCCUUCGGCUGCCCUUGCCCUUGAAGCCCUUGCGCAUCCUUGCGCAGUAGCGCGGAAGGCCGACACGGCUCACUUCACCCGCCCACACACGGGCCUGGUUGGUUGGGCCACAGCAGUGGCUGUCGCGCACAACCACGCCGCAAGGUUCACCCCGACGACCGUCGCCGUUUCGAUUUCGUUGUCUACGGAGCACCAACCAACGGCGAGGCAUGCUGUGAUACGACCCUCGUCGCCGAAAGCAAGCAGCGCGGAUCAUUGCAUGGCGAGCACGGAUGAGCAUGCUGCCCGUGUAGGGAGCUAA
Symbiodinium sp. CCMP2592 is the source of this 1104-nucleotide messenger RNA. The record is from the annotation of a GenBank genome assembly. NCBI's taxonomy places the organism in Eukaryota, Dinophyceae, Suessiales, Symbiodiniaceae.